This is a messenger RNA of Amborella trichopoda, 2529 nucleotides long. RefSeq names its product microtubule-associated protein 70-2. Gene Ontology annotation, biological process: cytoskeleton organization. Lineage: Eukaryota; Viridiplantae; Streptophyta; Magnoliopsida; Amborellales; Amborellaceae. Gene Ontology annotation, molecular function: microtubule binding. The record is from RefSeq and is a predicted model, not a curated record.
GCCCAUGUCUAACUCCCAUUCUCUCUCUAGUUUUAGUUUCUCUCUCUAAGCAGGCCCCACUUGUAACGGAUCCUUAGAAGAAGCUCUCUCGCAUCACUGUACUCCACUUCCCCCCCAACUUUUCCUUUUCCCAAUUCCCAACUCCUUGCUCAGAUAAAACCUCUUUCUCUCUCUAAACUCUCUUCUCUCUCUAAACUCUCUUCUCUCUCUAAUUUAAAUCUCGCUCGUCCCUCUACUUCCAACCUUGAGCCCACCUCUCUGCAAAAACCCAACUCCCACGCCUCUCUGCUCAAACCCACCCCCACCCAUUUCCCUGUCCCCCCUUUCUCUCUACAUUUUCAUGUUUUCCAACCAACCCAUCUCAACAAACACCUGCAUUUACAUUUUCUCUCUCAUUCUAGGGUUUCAGAGUGCUUCCAGCCAUGGCCGAGCUUCAGGCCAAUGGCAUGAGCGAGUCUGCAACUAAGCCUUCUUUCACCUCCUCGGCUUCCUUCAGAGAAGGAAAGAGCAGGAGGAAAACCCUAACUAGAGUUGGUUCUGAGGCUGAUGAUUUCAUUAAUCUUCUACAUGGGUCUGAUCCAGUUAAGGUUGAACUUAAUCGACUCGAGAAUGAAGUGAAAGAUAAAGAUAGGGAAUUGGGGGAAGCUCAGGCAGAAAUCAAGGCAUUGAAGUUAUCUGAACGUUUGAGAGAGAAGGCUGUCGAAGAGCUCACAGAUGAACUGCAAAAGGUGGAUGAAAAGCUCAAGGCAGCCGGUGCUCUUAUAGAAAGCAAAAAUCUUGAGAUUAAGAAGAUAAAUGAUGAGAAGAAAGCAUCUCUUGCUGCCCAGUAUGCAGCAGAAGCCACUCUCAGAAGGGUACAUGCAGCUCAGAAAGAUGAUGAGAUGCCCCCAAUUGAGGCCAUCAUUGCUCCACUGGAAGCAGAGCUGCGACUAGCUCGGCUAGAGGCCGCUAAGUUGCAGGACGACAACAGGGCGCUGGAUCGCCUUACCAAGUCAAAGGCAGCGUUACUCGAAGCAGAGAGGACUGUUCAGGUAGCCUUGGCUAAGGCUGCCUUGGUUGAUGAUCUCCAGAACAAAAACCAAGAGCUCAUGAAACAAAUAGAGAUAUGCCAGGAAGAGAAUAAGAUACUCGACAAAUUGCACAGACAAAAGGUUGCAGAAGUUGAAAAGCUGAGCCAGACUGUUCGUGAGCUUGAAGAGGCGGUUCUUGCUGGUGGUGCUGCAGCAAAUGCUGUGCGAGAUUACCAGCGAAAAUUCAUGGAGAUGAAUGAGGAGAAGAAAAUAUUAGAUAGAGAACUUGCUCGUACAAAGGUCACCGCAAAUCGGGUUGCAGUUGUGGUUGCAAAUGAAUGGAAAGAUGCCAAUGACAAAGUCAUGCCUGUCAGGCAAUGGCUUGAGGAAAGAAGAUUUUUGCAGGGAGAAAUGCAGCAACUUCGAGAUAAACUGGCCAUUGCAGAACGGACUGCAAAAUCUGAAGCCCAGUUGAAAGAAAGGUAUCACUUGCGGCUCAAAGUUCUAGAAGAUGGGUUGAAAGCAUCUCCAAGUGGACAUAUCCGUCCUUCGGAGGUGAGAAGUGUGAGCAAUGGACGUUCACGUCGCCAAUCACUUGGUGGGGCAGAGAAUUUCUCUCGAUUGUCUUCCAACGGCUUAUCCCGGAGAACCCCAGCUUCUAGUCCCUCGAACAAUAUAAGUACAGUGUUAAAGCAUGCAAAGGGCUCAUCAAGAUCAUUUGAUGGAGGUAAUAGAUUAUCAGAAAAGAAUAAGGUCUGCUUGAAUAAUGGGGUGGUGCCCAAUUCUUCACUUAACACAGCUGUUGAGGAACAUAGAAGGACCGAGAACAGUAAUACAUGCAAGGAGAACCAAGAUGUCAAACAAAGUGAUACUUCAAAAGCGGAUGCGGAUGAUUAUGUAUCUGGAUUGUUGUAUGAUAUGCUUCAAAAGGAGGUUAUAGCUUUGAGGAAAGCUAGUCAUGAAAAGGAUCAAAGCCUAAAAGACAAGGAUGAUGCUAUUGAGAUGCUUGCAAAAAAGGUAGAUACUUUAACAAAAGCGAUGGAGGUUGAGGCCAAGAAGAUGAGAAGGGAAGUAGCUACCAUGGAGAAAGAAGUAGCUGCAAUGCGAGUUGGGAAGGGGCAUGAUCUUAGGACAAAGCGUCUAAGUAAUUCCAAGGUUACUUCUCAAUUAGUCCCAGGAAGGAAUGUGAGGAGCACUUAACCUAGCUAACGGGGCGGUUAACACAUGACUGAAUCGGUUUGGCCAUUCUAUGUUACUUCGAUUCGGUCAUUUUUAUCUUUAUUUUUCUUGUUCCUUUGUCUGAUAAUUUGUUCCUCUAAUCGAUUUAUGUACCGUAAUUUCUUUUCGAGGUGGGUUUUAGGUCAGAUUUAAGAUCCAAAUCAGGCUUCUGUUUUUUCUGGUUAUUGGUUUUUCUUUUUUAUCUUUCUGCUGUUUAUUCUGACCAACUGGUUCGAUUAUGAACUAACUUUGUAUAUUUUUGUUGUAUUGUGAAUAUAUUUUGUUAUUUUCUUCUUGCUGA